Messenger RNA from Thalassophryne amazonica, 1790 nucleotides. RefSeq names its product serine/threonine-protein kinase NIM1. Lineage: Eukaryota; Metazoa; Chordata; Actinopteri; Batrachoidiformes; Batrachoididae. The record is from RefSeq and is a predicted model, not a curated record. The transcript has 4 exons. The coding region runs from base 42 to 1388 and encodes 448 amino acids. Gene Ontology annotation, cellular component: cytoplasm. Gene Ontology annotation, biological process: intracellular signal transduction; protein phosphorylation; microtubule cytoskeleton organization. Gene Ontology annotation, molecular function: tau-protein kinase activity; protein serine/threonine kinase activity; ATP binding.
UGUGCAGUGACAGUCAGGUGUUAGGAGUCUGGAGAGAGACCAUGAAAGAUCCACAGCUCCCAGGUUGCAAAGCAGGUCUAUGGCCAAUGCAGAAAGCAAACAAAAAAUCCAAACAUGUGGUUGUACAGAUGGAAAAGAAGCUCAAGGCUCCAUCCUUAGCAACCACAAGUGCCAAACCACCACUGAGUGAUGCAGAGAGGAUGAGACUGUCACCGUUUGACAAGGUCAUCUAUGACAUGGCACACAACGACAGGAUUAUCAACGACCUGAUGCUCGGGCGAAGGGUUGGCUUCUAUGAACUCCGUGGAGAGAUCGGUCAGGGCAAUUUCUCUAACGUCAAACUGGGUGUCCAUGCUUUGACUAAAGAGAGAGUAGCUGUUAAGAUCGUGGACAAGGUGCGCCUGGAUAAGAAGAACCAGCCGUUGUCUUCCUCAGAGAUCAGCUGCAUGGAGAAGUUGUGCCACCCCAACAUUGUGCGUCUCUACGAGGUCAUCGAAACCAACAGGAAGUUGUAUCUGGUGAUGGAAUAUGGCAGUGGUGGAGACCUGUUCCAUCAAAUCACCACCAGAGGGAAGCUAAAAGACUUGGAUACAAAGCUGAUCUACACACAAAUCAUCUCUGCUCUUACACACAUGCAUGACAACAACAUCGUCCACAGAGACCUUAAGGCAGAGAAUAUCUUCUACACCACAAGUUAUUGCAUUAAGGUGGGUGAUUUUGGCUUCAGCAGAGACAGUGGCCCCAACGAGCUUUUCACCGAUUUUUGUGGUUCGCCGCCAUACGCUGCCCCGGAACUGUUUCGGGAGAAUGGCUACAGUGGGCGUUACUCAGAUAUUUGGGCCUUGGGCAUCCUAUUGUACUUCAUGGUGACGGCAACGAUGCCCUUUUACGGGGACACCAUGGGCAAGCUGAAGCGCUGCAUUCUGCAGGGGGGAUACACUAUCCCGGACUAUGUGCCCGAUGAGUGCCAGCUUGUAAUUAAGAGCUUGCUGUGCCGCGUCCCUGCUGAUCGUGCCUCUCUCACUCAGAUUACAAACAGUGGCUGGCUGAAGGGCAUUGAGUACCCUCAGCCGUACGCCCUGCUGCCCCUGACCCCGGCCCAGUUCGCUCAGACCAGUCAGGCUCUGUGUGUGGAGGAAGAGGAGGUGAAGGGCUUGCUGUCUGAUCUAGGUAUUGUAACAGCACAUUUCCAGAACAAUUCCUGCUUAGACUGUCGGAGCCCACUGACAGGAACCUACAGAAUUCUCCUCCAUCGGGUCCAGAAGAGGAGGGCAGUGGAGGCAGUGGUUUACUCAGCUGUACACCCUGAUGAGUACAGGAGGCUGAGGAAAUGGCCUGCAGCACCUGUGGAUAAACACACUCCCUCAGCUGUCUGUGGCAUACUGUAAUAUGCCAGAUCUGAAAUUACAAGAGGAGGAGGUGUCAAAAGAUCUACACGGCAAUCUAAAAUAAUGCGUUGAUAAGAUUACUGUCAUACAUUUCUGCAGACAUGGACAGACAGACGGCUGCAUUCAUAAAGUGGGGAUGGACUGUUUUUUUGCCUGGAUGGUUGCCAUCCAGGACUCAAGGCACCAACAAACAAUCCUAGGCGUGACCUCCAUCAUCAUGUGCACAUGUCCAACAUUUGUCCAAGAUUGAUUCAAAGGAAGAAAGGAAGAAAAACAAAGGAAAUCAAAACCUUUCUACUACUGUGUUGCAGGUUUAAUCAAUUCUAAUGAUUUUCUCUUCGGUUUCAGGAAUCAUUGUAAACUAGAGAUCAGAAAUGCCCCGGCUCAAGGUGUCCACCAAAA